AUGGUGUAUACGGAAAGAGAAAUUUUGAAAAAGGAAAUGAAUAAUGAAACUAUGAAAAUGUUUCAAAAUGAAUCGAAAGCUCAAACAAUGAUUUCAACAUCAGUACUGAGACAGAAAUUUUUAAAGCUUUUAUUGUCAUCUGUCAUCCAUCAAACAACACUAUCAAACUUUAUAAGACAUCAAUUUAAAAGGCCUUUCAAAAUUGAUCAAUUUAAACAAAAAGAUUACAUGAAUGCUUCCAAUUUCUGUCCUACUUUUGAUGAAAUUACAGAUUUCUCUGGGCCAUUAUCAAUGGGUCCAUUAUUGAUAAAUAAUUUGAAAGAGCAAGAAGUAGCCCAAAGACAUUCAUAUAUUAAAUCAGGUGGUCAUUGGAAGCCAAGAAACUGUCUAGCAAGACAUAAGAUAGCAAUAAUAAUUCCAUUUCGUGAUCGACAAUCACACCUAACACGAUUGCUUGACUUUUUAUUUCCAAUUCUGAAACAUCAGAAUCUUGAUUUUCGAUUCAUCAUUACUGAACAGUACGGGAAAGAAUUGUUCAAUAAAGGCAAAUUAAUGAAUGCAGCAUUUUCCUUUGCGGAAAAACUAAGAGUAAAUUGUGUAAUAUUUCAUGAUGUUGACAUGUUUCCAGCAGAUGAUCGUAUCAAUUAUGGUUGUCCGGAUACACCACGACAUAUCGGAGCUUAUGUAAAUACUUUGGGUUAUAGGUUAAUGUAUGCUGAAAUAGUCGGAGGUGUACUUGCAAUUCGUAUGAAUCAUUUUCAUGCUGUUAACGGAUUUUCAAAUGAAUUUUGGGGUUGGGGAGGUGAAGAUGAUGAUAUGGGAAUACGUAUCUUAACGUUAAAUAUGACAAUUGAACGACCGGAUGCUCUUAUUGGACGUUAUGUAAUGUUACGGCACAUCAAGAGAAAAGAUUCUAAUAAUCAGCUAAUUAAACGUAUGCUAAAAACUUCUCACAUUCGUAUGCAAUGGGAUGGUGUGAAGAAGCUAACGUGGACAAUUCUUCAGGUUGUUGAACGCCCUCUGUAUUAUCAUUUGUAUGUUGAUGUAGGUAGGCCACCACCUGGAUGGCAUUGA
Messenger RNA from Brugia malayi, 1074 nucleotides. RefSeq names its product Galactosyltransferase family protein. Bases 1 to 1074 code for a protein of 357 amino acids. NCBI's taxonomy places the organism in Eukaryota, Metazoa, Nematoda, Chromadorea, Rhabditida, Onchocercidae. Gene Ontology annotation, molecular function: N-acetyl-beta-glucosaminyl-derivative 4-beta-N-acetylgalactosaminyltransferase activity. Gene Ontology annotation, biological process: carbohydrate metabolic process; glycosphingolipid biosynthetic process. The transcript is spliced from 9 exons. The record is from RefSeq and is a predicted model, not a curated record.